CCCUCUCUCCCUCCUUCCCUCCCUCCUCCCCGCAGCACAGGAGCAUGGUGUGCUGCAGAGCCGCGGGUCAGGCGCCGGCAGCCUCUGCUGACACCGUCGCUGCUCCUCCACACUGACGUCUCCGGGGGGAAAAAGGAGAGGAAAAGGCUUUUCCACAGCUCCCGGGCACAGCAGGAUUGGGAACGGCUCCCGGCAUCAAGCAGGGAUAAGGCCGGGGCGUGAUGGAGCUGCGGCGCGGGAGAGGGAUGCUGAGGGACCGGCUCCCUGCUCUCCUCCUCCUCCUCCUCGCCGCGGCCUGGCUCUGGCUGCCGGCGGAGGGGCGGCGGCCCCCCCGGCCCCCUCCUUGCCCCCCGACCUGCUCCUGCACCAGGGACACGGCUUUCUGCGUGGAUUCCAAGGCUGUGCCCAAGAACCUGCCCCCCGAGGUCAUCUCUCUGACGAUGGUGAACGCAGCCUUCACGGAGAUCCGGGAGGCAGCCUUUGCCCACAUCCCUUCCCUGCAGUUCCUCCUCCUCAACUCCAACAAGUUCUCGCUGAUCGGGGACAACGCCUUCGCCGGGCUCUCGCACCUGCAGUACCUGUUCAUCGAGAACAACGACAUCCAGGCGCUCUCCAAGGGCACUUUCCGCGGGCUCAAGUCCCUGACACACCUGUCCUUGGCCAACAACAACCUGCAGACGCUGCCCCGGGACCUCUUCAAGCCGCUGGACAUCCUGAGUGACCUGGACCUCCGUGGCAACACGCUGGCCUGCGACUGCAAGAUCAAGUGGCUGGUGGAAUGGCUGGAGAAAACCAACACCACGGUCCCCGCCGUCUUCUGCAGCAGCCCCGGGCAGUUCGAGGGGCAGCGGAUCCGGGACCUGACGCUCGGUGACUUCCAGUGCAUCACCACAGAUUUCGUGAUACACCAGGUCCUGCCCUUCCAGGCGGUGUCAGCCGAGCCCUUCACCUACGCCAGCGACCUGUACGUGGCCCUGGCACAGCCCAGUGCCAGCAGCUGCUCCAUCCUCAAGUGGGACUACGUGGAGCGCAAGCUCCGUGACUUCGACCGCAUCCCCGCUCACUCGGCCGUGCACUGCAAGCCCAUCGUGGCGCAGGAGCAGCUCUACGUGGUGGUGGCCCAGCUCUUCGGCGGCUCCUACAUCUACCGCUGGGACACGGCCGUGGACAAGUUCAUCAAGAUCCAGGACAUCGACAGCCAGAAGGUCCGCAAGCCCAACGACAUCGAGGCCUUCCAGAUCGAGGGGGAGUGGUACUUCGUCAUCGCCGACAGCUCCAAGGCGGGCUCCACCAGCCUCUACCGCCUCAACCAGAACGGCUUCUACUCCCACCAAGCGCUGCACGCCUGGCACCGCGACACCGACGUGGAGUACGUGGAGAACGACGGCAAACCCCGGCUGAUCAUCUCCAGCAGCUCCCAGGCGCCCGUGAUCUACCAGUGGAGCCGGGCGCAGAAGCAGUUCGUGGCGCAGGGCGAGGUGGGGGAGAUGCUGGACGUGCAGAUGGUGAAGCACUUCAGGUCCAAGCGGGACCAGUUCCUCUGCCUCAGCCGCUACAUCGGCGACUCCAAGGUGGUGCGCUGGGAAGGGCAGCGCUUCGUGGAGGUGCAGACGCUGCCGUCCCGCGGCUCCAUGGUGAUGCAGCCCUUCGCCGUGGGGCAGCGGCAGUACCUGGCGCUGGGCAGCGACUUCUCCUUCACCCACGUGUACCUGUGGGAGGAGGAGAAGCAGAAGUUCGCCAAGUUCCAGGAGCUGUCGGUGCAGGCGCCGCGGGCGUUCCGCUACGUGCCGGCCUCCGACGUGCAGCUCCUGCUGGCCCCCAGCUUCAAGGCCAACACGCUGGUGUACCGGCACGAGGUGGUGGACCUCAGCUACUAGGCGAGGGUGGGAGUCCCCCCCCCCGAGGGAUGCCGCGUCCUGCCCGAGGACAUGCAUGUGCCCACCAUGCCCGCCCCAUGGUCACAGCCCGCUCCCAGCCCCACUCCUGGCCCCCCGAUGUCACCCACCCCCAGGGCAGCUCCCAGACCCACAGUGCCUCAGU
Neopelma chrysocephalum (saffron-crested tyrant-manakin) is the source of this 2040-nucleotide messenger RNA. RefSeq names its product leucine rich repeat LGI family member 3 (gene LGI3). Bases 222 to 1877 code for a protein of 551 amino acids. Gene Ontology annotation, cellular component: synaptic vesicle. Gene Ontology annotation, biological process: regulation of exocytosis. The record is from RefSeq and is a predicted model, not a curated record. The transcript has 8 exons. Gene Ontology annotation, molecular function: protein binding. Lineage: Eukaryota; Metazoa; Chordata; Aves; Passeriformes; Pipridae.